AUGAUUUUGGAAAAGCCCUCCGCUCAGCUACAAGUGCUAAUUAGAACAAAAUGUAACGAAAACAUUGAGACUAGAAAUCAAGACCUCGAAACAAUCAAGGAAUGGCUUAGGAAACAGCCGCAUUUACCGGAUACUUGGGAUGAUGAAAUACUACUAGCCUAUUUACGCAGCUCUAAUUUCUCAUUGGAAAAUACUAAAGAUAAACUGGACAAGUUCUUUAGUAUCAAACAUGUACUUCCGGAAGUUUUUGCAGAUUAUGAUAUCACAAGACCGGAGUUACAAGAGUGCUUACGUAGCGUCCAAUUCUGUACGAGUCCAUAUCUCACAUCUGAAGGGUACCGAGUACACUUUGCUCGCGUUAUUGAUUCACAGUCAGAUAAUAUUAAUUUUAUCACAUUUUUGAAACUAAUAAUGAUGUUUAUCCACAUUUAUCUGAAAGCCGAAGCUGUGGAAGUGGCUGGUGAAAUCGUGGUUUUAGAUACAAGUUUUUUCAAUUUGAAACAUGCUGCUCAAAUUACUCCGAUGUUUGCCAAGAAAUUUCUGAAUUUUGUGCAAAAUGCCGUGGGUUUCAAAGUUAAACAAUUUAAUAUAGUUAAUGCACCAGCACUUGUGGAUACUUUUCUAAAGUUUUUAUCUCCAUUUCUUAAAGAAAAACUAAGAAAUCGGAUAUGUUUGCACCGGAAUAUUGAGUCCCUUUUUGAUCACAUUCCCAAAAGUAUGGCACCAGAGGAGUUUGGAGGAACUGCUGGAAAAAUACAACCACAUUCGGACAAAUUAGCUACGCUGAUUAACGGAAAGUUUAGCUCGUGGCUAAAAGAACAAGAAAAUAUAAAAUCGGAUGAAACGAAAAGAACAGUAAAGCCACAAUGGUGCGACGAUUUGUUUGGGUUAGAUGGCACUUUCAAACAGCUGAACGUAGACUAG
Molecule: messenger RNA, 924 nt
Organism: Zophobas morio
Lineage: Eukaryota; Metazoa; Arthropoda; Insecta; Coleoptera; Tenebrionidae
Product: alpha-tocopherol transfer protein-like
Exons: 3
Coding region: 1-924 (307 amino acids)
Cellular component (GO): membrane
Molecular function (GO): phosphatidylinositol bisphosphate binding
Source: RefSeq, a predicted model, not a curated record